This is a messenger RNA of Diaporthe amygdali, 3297 nucleotides long. RefSeq lists its product as uncharacterized. The record is from RefSeq and is a predicted model, not a curated record. Gene Ontology annotation, molecular function: DNA binding. NCBI's taxonomy places the organism in Eukaryota, Fungi, Ascomycota, Sordariomycetes, Diaporthales, Diaporthaceae. The coding region runs from base 1 to 3297 and encodes 1098 amino acids. The transcript is spliced from 4 exons. Gene Ontology annotation, cellular component: nucleus.
AUGAGGUGCAGCAAUGGUACCCAAGACUUUGCGAGGACUGCAAACGGCGAGCUGAAUCAAACGGAGCCGGACAGCUGCACUAGGAAGAGGAGCUUUGACCGGCUGACGUCCCCAGCAGCCUGGUCAAAGGCCUGGCAGAGGGGUGGGAAAACGACAGAUGAUCCAGGGCGUCGGGACGGGUGGACGACUGGACGACUGGACGACAUUGUCGGCUGGGGGAUUGUUGGGCUGGGCUGCGCAAGUGUGACGACUGACAUGCCCGCCCCACCCUGCCCUGGCUAUCCAGACUAUCCCGCCAUCUUGCAGGGCCACCACCUGAAAACAACCCCUGCUCAGCGCAUCCCCAGCAUGUCCCAGGCAUCCUUGGACCGCGAGCAUCCACCCGACUGGCUGCGAUCCCACCUCGUCUCCUCUUGUCCUGCCUUCCCUGCCACCAACAGGCACAACGCCGCAGCCCUGGAGCCAAGUGAUCUUGACUUCCAUGGUUUCAAACUGCACACAAGCCCAGCGCCUACACCCCGCCCAAAGCCCAAGCCUCGGAACAACCACCCCGCCGCAGCGACCGCAAGCCCAUCACACCACCCCCGAUGGGAAAGGGAGACUAUGUCUUCUAGAGAUCGCGACGUCGAUGUCGACGACGUACCCAGGGAAAAGCGAUCCUCGAGAACCAAGGGCGACAGGGAGAGAACCAGAGACAAAGACCGUGAUAGAGAGUCCAGAAGGCACCACAAAUCCCACAAAUCCUCUAAUCCUGUCAUAGCCACAGGUUCCUACGUCUCUCAGUCCGGCUCCGCUCGGCGACACAAGCUUAGGGACGCUUCCUCCAAGAGCCGCAUCGAAGAACCCCUCGACGAGAACUCCUCAAUGACUGAUCUUGUGCCCGAGUUGAACCGGAGCAGGGACAGAGUCCACAUACCGUACCCGACCUUCAGCAAGGCCCACAGCAAGGAGUCUGUAGGCAGCAAAGAUGACCUCUCUACCAGCUCCGCCGCCGCUCCGGGGACCGGCACAGAUCCCUUGACUCCUGAGACUACGGAUCUUGGCGCAGGCGAGGACAUCAAGCGGUCAAAGUCGGCUGAUUUCGGUUCUAAGAGGAAGCUGUCACGCAAGACCAGCCGCCCUCCGAGUCCACCAGACACCAAUCUCUCCUCGGAAAAGAAGAGGACGACGGGCUCUGUCAGGCUGAAAGACACCGGGGAGGACAGGCCACGCUCAAGGACGUCUCACGUCUCGAGGUCGACAUCCAAGACAGACGAGACAUCCAAGGUCUCGAGGAAGUCCAAGUCGUCCAGCCAGGCCACCUUCGUCAAAUCACCAGACUUUAAAGCUCCGUAUGCCGAGACAGAUACGGCGGGCAGCGAGCGUGGCCCACGAUCUGCCGCUACGUCGGUUACGACAAAGAGGUCUGUCUCCGGCAAUACGCUCAGGCCGCCCGGGUCCGAUCCAAUCGAUGUCAUCGACGACUCUCCGGAGUCCGCUCAGGAGUCCUCCUCCCCAAAGACCCCAACGAACACGACCCCUCAGUUCCCUCCGCCUCCCAUGUUCCACGAUGACAAGCACGGCAUACCGUAUCACAUGCGCUUUGAACGCCCUCAACAAGCUCCCACACCGGCCACGGACGUGAGCAAUGCACAGAACCCGCAUCCUCCCCCACCACCUCCUCCACCCCCGUUGAAUAUUCAGGAGGCCCCUAGGGUCGACUAUCUCAUGCAAAACGGUGGCCUUGCGAACGUUGUGCCGAAGAACUUCCUGGCCGUUCUGCCUAGACAAAAUGGGACACGGCCUUCCAAUCCUCCGCUCCGUGGCGCGGAAACGCUCUUUGCGCCAUUUUUCAACCUGCUGGACCAGUACCAGGAUGUAUUGACCAACCGCGGCUCCAUAGCUGUGGCCACGGGUCAUCGAACGGUGGCAAGGAGGCUGCUUGACCGAUUGGAGGAUGUUUUCAACAGGGAUUUGCCAGAUGAGGGAUGCAGCUGCAUAAUGUGCGAGCGAGAUGCGGAGAGGCAUCGCGGUUUAGGUUGGGGAGAGGUUUUGGAGAGGGUCAGCGGCCGUGUAGAGAUCCCAUCCUGGCCGCCGUUUGACAUAGGGACUUUGGGAGUCAAGGCACCUGAAGAUACUCCCAGCGAGCCCCCACGGCCGUCUUCGCCUGUGAAAAUCGACCCCGACAUUGCGGAGGAGUUCAGGGAGCAUUAUCUCCGUCAAUCCAAGAAGGUUAAGGCAGCCGUGGACCGAUGGCUGACGAACUGUGCCGAGGCUCCUGCGCCUCCCCCUCAGGAUGUUGACGACGAGACCCUCACGUUCGCGAUCCUCACAGCCCUAGACCAUGAGGAUCGACCUUACUUCAAUGCCCUCCUCACCGGGGCCCGAGAACUCCAGCCCGCCCUCCGAGCGCCAACGCCCUUGCGCAAACCCCGUGCGGAUCUCGUGAUCAAGUCUGGUCUGGCUUUGCAGCGGUUGUACAGGCUACCGCAGGCACCACGCGAUGCUGAAACGGUGUGCUACCUUGUCAAGCACCCACAAAUGCAUGAUUUACUCAGCACGAUAUGUGACAUCAACCCACCCGAAUGGGAGAUCCUCAUAUCAGGUCGCUUCGACGGGUUUCUCUGGUCAGGCGCCGAUGCCGACGAUGAUGACGCUGUCACACCUACAGCGGGCCCGUCGCGGGGCGCGACACCAAACUUUUUCCCACAGCGCGGCCCUCCUUCUCGUGGAGCAACCAUGAGUCCGAAUAAUAUUGCUCGAUUCACACCGGCGUUGGGUAUCGGCACGAGAAACACUACCCCUUUCUCCAGGGGCACCACCCCUGCGUCAUUCGUAUCUGGCGCAAGUUCUGCGUAUCCAAAUAGACAGGCCGUCUCUAACGACGAAGAGUCCGAAAUUGCAGUCCUGGCCGAACUCGAGCGGGAAAUCUACGUCGGCAUGGAGGCCCUGGAAGACGCCUUCGAGACUCUGCACCAGCGUGCUGAGCUCGUCCGCACAGCCCUCCGGCAGCGUGGAGCAGGCCUCUCCAUGAGCUUGCAGCAGCGCCGCGGCUAUGGUCUCGCCUCGGACGCAAACGGCGGUAUCCAAGUCCUUCCCCAGAGCGGUGGGUCCGUGCCUGGGAUGGACCGGCCCCAGUGGGCGGACACAGAGAGCCUCGCCUCCGAGUCGACAGACGAUUGGGGUAUCGAUGCGGACUGGGAGUUGCGGCCUGACGAUUCCGCGAGUAACAUUUCUAGUUCCCGACAGCGGAGGCCGAAGAGGCGCGACGAGAGGAGGAGUACCCCUGCACCAAUCAGGGAGGAGGAUGAGACGUAA